ACCUAAAGUUCUCUGCUUCCAUUAUUAUAGACACAAAGACAGAGAAGAAAACUGAAAGAGAGAGAGAGAAAGAAUGGAAAAAGCACGUACAAUUGGGUUGGGAAUGGAUUACUCUCCAACCAGCAAAGCAGCCCUUCGAUGGGUAAUUGAUAAUCUGGUGCAGGGUGAUCAAGAUCGACUCAUCUUGAUUCAUGUUCGAUCUUCCAAGUCUGAUCAUGACCAGAAGAAGCUUUGGGGAGACUCUGGAUCACCUUUAAUUCCUCUAGAAGAACUUAAAGAGACAACCGUAUCAAGACAGUACGGGCUCAACCCAGAUUCAGAAGUUCUUGAUCUUCUAGAUACUGUCUCGAGGACAAAAGGGGCUAAGGUGAUGUGUAAGGUGUACUGGGGUGAUCCAAGGGAGAAGAUAUGUGAUGCUGUGGAAGAACUCAAGCUUGAUUCCCUUGUGGUUGGUAGUAGGGGCUUAGGAGCCCUUAAAAGGGUUUUGCUUGGGAGUGUGAGCAAUUACGCGGUGUUGAAUGCUACUUGUCCGGUCACGGUUAUAAAGGGAACACCAGUUUUGAAGCCCUAAUUUUUUUUUUCCUUCUCU
Messenger RNA from Telopea speciosissima, 589 nucleotides. Its product is annotated as universal stress protein PHOS34-like. Lineage: Eukaryota; Viridiplantae; Streptophyta; Magnoliopsida; Proteales; Proteaceae. The transcript is spliced from 4 exons. Bases 74 to 571 code for a protein of 165 amino acids. The record is from RefSeq and is a predicted model, not a curated record.